AUGCCUCCCAAGCGAAUUGCCGUCGAUCGAUCGGGCUCCCGCGGUGCCUCCAAGGGCUUUCUUGCCUCGACCUACGAUACAUUGACCUCAUCAGACAAUGCUGCCGUCGUUCGCAGCAUUGGUGUCUUUGGACUUGCAGUCGCUUUCCUGGCCAGCUCCUGGGGCGAGGUUUUGCUGCCACCGUAUGUCUAG
Clonostachys rhizophaga is the source of this 192-nucleotide messenger RNA. NCBI's taxonomy places the organism in Eukaryota, Fungi, Ascomycota, Sordariomycetes, Hypocreales, Bionectriaceae. The record is from the annotation of a GenBank genome assembly.